UACCAUCUCUCUGUCUGUCUCUCUCUCUCUCUCUCUGACGGCGGCCUUCCUCCGUCACCUGCAAUAUGUUGCCAUUGCCUCGAGCUUUGGGCGUUCUUGCAGUAAUGCCGUUAAUUUUGGCGGCGAUCACGGAGCCGCAGGUCGUUCGGGCCGCGGAGGCGCCGUCGAGCGACUGCGCCGAGACGCUGGUGGCUUUCUCGCCGUGCCUGCCGUUCGUGUCGUCCUCCCCGAACAACCUGACGUCCUCUCCACCUCCCGGCUGCUGCAAGCCCGUGAAUGACGCCUUCCGGACGGACGCCGCCUGCCUCUGCCAUCUCGUCUUCAACCGUUCGCUCCUCGGCUUCCCCCUCAACGUCACGCGGCUCGUCGCCCUCUCCUCCCUCUGCCGCUCGUCUCCCGGCGACAAUCGAGACGACGAUUCGUCGUCGCUCUCCCGCCUCUGCUUCUUCCGAUCUGGGGCAUUGCCACCAUUCCACUCAGGAUCUGCGUCCUCCUUUGCACAUCAGAAUGAAGCACCCGCCCCUGCAAUGGCACCGGAAACUGCCGGAUUAUCACUGGCACCAUCAGCUACCAGCAACCAUCACCGCCAGAUCCUCCCCGGGGCUCUCAUUGUUCUUGUUAUGAACUUCUGCUUCUCCUUUGCAUCUUGAAUGCUUCCCUUCUCUUGUUUUCAUCGAACUUCCAGAAUGAGCCAGAGCAUGUAUGAAUGAAUUGAAUAUAUCCUUGCAUUCAAGGAAAUAACAAAGCGCCCCUAUGAGUUUUGCAUUC
Molecule: messenger RNA, 768 nt
Organism: Nymphaea colorata (pocket water lily)
Lineage: Eukaryota; Viridiplantae; Streptophyta; Magnoliopsida; Nymphaeales; Nymphaeaceae
Product: non-specific lipid transfer protein GPI-anchored 25-like
Exons: 3
Coding region: 66-650 (194 amino acids)
Source: RefSeq, a predicted model, not a curated record